Cooperia oncophora is the source of this 756-nucleotide messenger RNA. The record is from the annotation of a GenBank genome assembly. Lineage: Eukaryota; Metazoa; Nematoda; Chromadorea; Rhabditida; Trichostrongylidae.
AUGCUCUUCCAAGCUGCUUGCAUCUCUGACACUGCAAUUGUUGACCACAUCAGUAAUCCGACUCCACAGAUAAGAAGAUCCGUAGAAGAGGACUACAGCCUACAACUCGGUGAACCAGACGCUUUCACCGUGAAAAGUUUCGUCGACUUCAACAAUAAAAAGUGGGAGAAGAAAAAGGGGAAACUGGAAGACUUCUACGUUGUUGGCAGUUCGCUUGAGGAAAACUCGCGUAUUGAUUUCAAAUUCUACGAAUUUAACGAUUUUUUGUUAAUUCACUUGAACACCGACGAAGACUAUCACACCUUUGUGGACAGUUUUACUUAUGUCAAAACAUCUACAACAGGCAACAAUAUUUAUAUCACUGAAAAGCGGGAAGUUUCACGCUCAUCUCAAGAAUGGCUCUCAAGUAGGAUCAAGAGCUUUGUUGCUUUUGCUCACACUCAGGACCGGAAUUGGAUGCUACCUUCGGAGAGGCUUGCAAUUUUGCUUCCAAGUCGACCUGCUCUGCAUGUUCUUCCUUAUAAGUCUCUUGAUGACAGAGGCAUCUCAGUCUCUCACUGCGGCUCUGAUUGGGCCCUUACAGCUGCUUCCCCACGUCAGAGCAAUGUUUGCAGCGGUGAAAAAUUCAAGCGUUUGCUGAAAAUGGAACUAGCUCCAGCGGUAGGUCAGCCCUGUAUUUCAGCAGAGAGCGAUAUGGAUAUAGGUUCGAGUGACCACGCAUCAGACGACGAUCGAAGCAGGGUACCUGCAGGCUAG